This is a messenger RNA of Oryza brachyantha (malo sina), 2950 nucleotides long. RefSeq names its product mechanosensitive ion channel protein 1, mitochondrial-like. Lineage: Eukaryota; Viridiplantae; Streptophyta; Magnoliopsida; Poales; Poaceae. Gene Ontology annotation, biological process: transmembrane transport. The transcript is spliced from 8 exons. Bases 293 to 1867 code for a protein of 524 amino acids. The record is from RefSeq and is a predicted model, not a curated record. Gene Ontology annotation, cellular component: membrane.
GGAGGAACCGUGGAAGAGAGGGAUCCGAUGAAAGGGACCCACUUGCAGAGUCACAGAGGCGCCGCCGUUUCCUCCCCGCAAGGACUUUGCCGAAAGCGAAAGCAGAUCACAAGGGGAGAGGAGACCGUCACCAUCAGGGCUCACGCCUCCGGCACCUGCGCUCUCCCUCUCCCUUCCCGGCUGUGUGUCGGGAGCACGGCGGGGAGGAAGCGAGCGCGCCGCCGGCCGGGUCUCGGACGCCUCCGCCUUCCGCCUCCCGAUAAUCGAGUUCUAUUUUGUCAAGUACUGCAUAAUGCCUAUGAUAGCAGCAACUCUUCGCAGAGCGUCUAGAGCAACGGUCAGUCAGAAUAUCAUGGAGAUAUGUGUUGGACCUUGUAUAUCUUCUGAUGCUUCUUUAAGGUGGUUCAGCAGCUGUACUAAGCACACAAACACUUCCAUACUUAACCAUAUCAAGGUAAUGGAUCGGUAUUCUCCAGUUAAUGGUGUGUCAAUGAUCAGUAGGAUGCCUUCUUCAGCUCAUAUGGACACCAGUUGGUCGACUACUUCAAAGCCCAGAUUUAAUGCGUUGGCAGGAUUCUUGGGUGCUUCAAGCAUCUGCCGAGCAUACUCCUCAGACACUGGGAUCAAGGCAGAAGUUCCACAUAAUACUGUCUCAAAUGUAUCUUCUGCAGAAACCGUUGAGCUUGGAACUCCUGGUGGUGGUAGUUCUUGGUUUGAUAUCUUGGAGAAUGCUCGCACAUCUACUCUAGAAGCUACUACUGACGCAGGCAAGAAAGUUAAGGAUUUGACAGAUGCAAUUACACCUCAUGUACAGCAGCUCUUUGAUGCAAAUCCGAAUCUAGAAAAGGUUGUGGUUCCACUUGGUGGGACGAUCCUUGGUACAGUAAUGGCUUGGUUUGUCAUGCCUGUCAUGUUAAGGAGGAUUCACAAGUAUGCGUCACAAAAUCCUAUAUCAGUACUUUUGGGAAACUCGACAAAGAAUGAUGUUUCAUAUGAAACUAGCCUCUGGAGCGCAUUGGAGGAUCCUGCGAAAUACCUUAUCACGUUUAUGGCAUUUUCAGAAAUGGCUGGGUUCACUUCACCAAGCAUAUCAGCUUAUCUUCCACAGGCAUGGAGGGGUGCAAUUGUUCUAUCUUUUGUCUGGUUCCUUCAUAGGUGGAAAACAAACUUCAUCACUAAAUCUGCUGCCUCAAGUAUUGAUCAAGCCAGGUUAUCAGCAUUUGAUAAGGUCUCAUCAUUAGGACUGAUUGCACUCGGAAUAAUGGCUCUCGCAGAAGCCUGUGGUGUAGCUCCUCAGUCAAUAUUAACUGUUGGUGGUGUGGGAGGUGUUGCUACUGCCUUUGCUGCUCGAGAUGUCCUUGGUAACAUGCUCAGUGGGUUCUCCUUGCAGUUUUCAAGCCCAUUCAAAGCUGGAGAAUACAUAAAGGCAGGAUCAAUAGAAGGUAGGGUGGUGAAAAUAGGACUGACUUCUACUGAAUUGAUCAAUCCAGAACAGCUUCCUGUCACAGUACCCAACUCUCUGUUCUCCAGUCAGGUGAUAGUGAACAAAUCACGAGCUGAACGGCGAGCCAGUGUGACAAAGAUUCCUAUUAGAAUUGAGGAUGUUGAAAAGGUUCCUGCUAUAUCAGAGGAGAUAAAAGUUAUGUUAAGGUCCAAUCCAAAGGUUGUCUCAGACUCAGAAACCCAAGCUCCUUAUUGCUAUCUUUCAAGAUUGGAAAGUUCAUAUGGAGAGCUCACCAUUGGGUGCAACCUCAAAAAAAUGAAAAAGGAUGAGUGGUUGUCUACAACACAGGACAUUCUUUUGGAGGCUGCUAAGAUUAUCAAGUUACAUGGCGUUGAACUGGGAAGCACCACGCAGUGCUGCUGAUUACGGUGCUUUUGGAAGUUGCAAGUUGGGAGAAUUACGUUAGUCUACACUCGAUAGAGGUACAUAGUUGGUGGUUUUGGAACAUUUCUUCUAAUGCGAUGGCAAAGGCCGUGCCUCAGUCCUUUUGACGUCUCCAGAUUUCAGACCUCGACUCCAUAUACUUUCUGUUAACAGCCUUUUUUGAUCUAAGGUCAAUUUCCAACUCUUAGUUUUCACUUGAUAUAUCAUCCCCUAAGAGGACCAUGGUAAACAUUUUGGUCAGCAUGCUGAUAAUGCGAGUGGGUAGGCCCUUUUCCAUGCAUCUCUUAUAUACAUAUGUAUUUAACUUUUUGCCACUCUUAAAAAUAUACGAUAAUAUAUUUGUCACUCAUUGACACGUGGAUCUUCACGUGUCUAUGACAUGUGACAUGGGUUCAAUAACAAAUAAAUCUAUCUGUUAUGAAAUGGAAGAGUGGUAAGAAAUUAAUUAUUAUACGGACGAUGCAUGAUUGUAUGCUCCCACCAUCUGGCACCACUGCCUGGCUCAAAGCAACAAUAUUGCAGCGUCCCGUUUUUCCUUGGGACUCUAAAAUGCAGGAGCCUAUACAUGCGUGCCGGUCUAGUUUUUGUUUUGAACGCAUCAAUAGGUAUGGUGACACUGUCCCGAGUCAGUGUGUCGGGAGACAACGUCGCCGGUGCAAGCGGUCUACUGCAAAGACGAACACAAGAAACGUCGGUGAUCCUGCUUGCAUGUGCGCACGACGGCCCUCUUAUUGACAAGCCUUUUGCUUUCAUAUCUAUGUUUAGGUCAGAAUCUUGCCUAAAAAAGGGUUUCUGUUAGAACCGGAAGUAUCAUGUCUAUUAAAAGUGAUCACGGCAGUGCAACAUGGAGAUGCAAAAUUUUUUUUCAACGAUUGCAUCAUUAUGCAAAUUAUUUCUCUUUCUAAUGUGCAUGCUGGGAAAUGUUUGUCUAGAACAGGGUCUUGCAAAACCACGGUUACCAUGGCGAUUAUCGUCUGUAUCGCGAGGGGACGAUUUCAAUAUUUGGUUUGGUGCUAGGGUUUGGCAAAUAUUGUGCAAAUUAAAAAAAUAAAAAAAAGUUGA